Corylus avellana is the source of this 1195-nucleotide messenger RNA. Lineage: Eukaryota; Viridiplantae; Streptophyta; Magnoliopsida; Fagales; Betulaceae. The record is from RefSeq and is a predicted model, not a curated record.
GAGAGAAUGAGAGCUUGAAGCUUGGAAAAGUAAAAGAAAAAGGUAGAAAGGAGAUCGAAUGAGGCGGAAGUGCAAGCUCAAGGGAGUUUCCGAUCAUCAACGAAAAUCAAGCAAGGCGAGUUAGACGUUCGAGAAUGUUUGGGAGACAAGAGGAUCAACAGAAGAACCGGCACGCUACCGAUUUGCCGUCUGCUCUGCAGAUUGCAAUGGAGCUCAAACGUAAGUAGAGGAAAAAGAAAAGUGAAAACUCGAAAGUACUGUGAAAACAGAGUAGACGUACGUUGAAGGAAGGUUGGGAGACAAGACGAUAAACAGAAGAACCGGCAUGGUACCGGGUUGUUGUGUGCUUUGGGAAUUGCAACAAUGGUCGAGUUCAAACGUCGGCGGAGGAAAAGGAAAGUGGAAACUCGAAACUACUGUAAAAACAGAGAGCCAUGCGACGUGUUCAUAAACCACAGAGGAAGCGAUACGAAGAAAAACAUUGCUGGGUUGCUCUACGAGCACCUUUCAAGGCUGGGGAUUAAGCCUUUCAUGGACAGCCGAAACAUGAAGCCUGGGGACAAGUUGUUCGAUGAGAUUGACGCCGCUAUCGGAAAUUGUAAGGUUGCUGUUGCACUCUUGUCGCCCAACUAUUGUGAGUCCCGCCAUUGUCUCCGUGAGCUCACUCUUUUCAUGGAGUCCAACAAAAGAGUUUUACCCAUCUUCUGGGAUGUCAAACCGUCAGAGCUUCGGGUUAACAACAAUGGACGCCAAUUUUCGGGUGAAGAAAUCUCGAGAUUCGAAAGGGCACUUGAACAAGUUAAAUAUACCGUUGGGCUAACCUUCGACUCGUCCAAAGGGGAUUGGUCCGAAUUCCUAGUAAAUGCUUCGAAAGUAAUAAAGAAUUUGCUUGAAGAAGAAGAUCAAUCCAAGACUAAAAGAUUCCAAAGCCUUGUUUCAAAGUACCGAUUGUUGCAUAAUUUGUGUUUAUUUAUCUUCUUUCCCGGGUGGAUUCUCAGAUGAAAAAUCUUCCAGCUACAGCUCAGGGUUGCGGCUCAGCAAGGUAACUACCUCGCCAACUGUUUUAACCGUAUGGAAGAGUGUGAAAAAUAUCCAGAGGGUCCUCUCAGGUUCAGGGGAACAACUUAGAAUGGUUGACAUCAAACAUUGACAUUGUGUUUACAUUUUUAAGGCUUCAUUAUUUUCCAUGCUCUGU